Phoenix dactylifera (date palm) is the source of this 2140-nucleotide messenger RNA. RefSeq names its product heterogeneous nuclear ribonucleoprotein Q-like. Gene Ontology annotation, molecular function: RNA binding. NCBI's taxonomy places the organism in Eukaryota, Viridiplantae, Streptophyta, Magnoliopsida, Arecales, Arecaceae. The record is from RefSeq and is a predicted model, not a curated record.
CUAUUCUAGGGUUCCUCCUCUCUUCCGCUGGUCCAAAUCUCCGGCAUCGCUCUCGUUCUCUCUCUGAAUCGGUUCUCAGUUAUGCACUUAAAUGAGCGAGUUUAUUUUGGGCUUCAGCUUGGUAUCUGAUUUGCAAGCAUACAUUUCAUCAGUUUUGCAUCUAUCAAGCAUCAUCCUCUUGCUUAUCAUUUUGUGAUACUUUGUCCUGCUUGUCGCUAUUAUUGCUACUGUUAUUAUCGUCCCAUAAAGAAAGUCUUUCACAUUGAAACUCCUUUGAGCCGUAACCAUGGCUUGGAUUGAAUUUGGAUUCUUACUCUGCAACUCCUGUUGGCCUUUCUAUUUUUUUCCUCCUUUCUGCAUCCGUAUGCUUCCUCUUGCAAAUGCUUCCGGCACCUGUGCUUUGUUCACAGUUGCCUUGCAAGCUUCUUUUAGAUCCGUAAGAUGCCGAGGACAAGAGCAAGUGCUGUAGCUGCUAAGUCAGCUGAGCCUGUAAAGCUACCUGAGCCAGAGCAGCAGGUUGAUCUUGGUGAACCUGAGGAUAUGAUGGAAGAAGAGGUUGAGUAUGAAGAAGUUGAGGAGGAAGUGGAAGAAGAAGAGGAGGAAGUGCUAGAGGAGGAGGUUGAGGAGGAAGUGGAGGAAGAGGAGCCUGAAGAGGAGGAAGAAGAGACAGCAUCUGCUAAUGGAACCAAUGCAGAUGCUUCUGGUGGUGCUGGUAAUGCUACAAAAGUUGAUAUAACAGAAGAUGAGAAGGAUGAGGAUGAAAGUGAAAAACAUGAUGAACUCCUUGCACUUCCUCCUCAUGGGUCUGAGGUUUAUAUUGGCGGCAUACCUCAUGAUGCAUCAGAAGAAGAUUUAAGAAGCUUCUGUGAGUCAGUAGGAGAGGUUACUGAGGUCCGGGUGAUGAAGGGCAAGGAUUCAUCAGAGAAUAAAGGUUAUGCCUUCAUUACCUUCAGAAGCAAAGAGUUGGCUACAAAGGCUAUUGAAGAUCUGAAUAAAACUGAAUUUAAGGGGAAGAAGGUAAAGUGCUCGACAUCUCAAGCAAAAAAUCGAUUAUUCAUUGGCAACAUUCCUAGAAACUGGGUGGAGGAUGAUUUAAAGAAGGCUGUCAUGAAGGUUGGCCCUGGGGUCACUACUGUGGAGCUGAUGAAGGAUCCACAAAAUUCUAGCCGUAAUCGUGGUUUUGCAUUCAUCGAGUAUUAUAACCAUGCAUGUGCGGAAUAUUCAAGAAUAAAGAUGUCAACCCCAAAAUUCAAGCUUGAUUCCAAUGCUCCUACAGUGAGCUGGGCUGACCCUAGGAGUGGGGAUUCUUCUUUAAGUUCUCAGGUGAAGGCAGUUUAUGUAAAGAAUUUGCCAAAGAAUGUCAACGAAGAUCAGUUGAAAAAGCUCUUCGAACACCAUGGUGAAAUUACAAAGGUGGUGCUGCCUCCUGCAAAGUCUGGCCAGGAGAAGAGGUUUGGUUUUGUGCAUUUUAAAGAGCGGUCAAUGGCCAUGAAGGCACUUAAGAACACUGAAAGAUAUGAAAUUGAUGGUGAUGUUCUUGAGUGCUCUCUAGCAAAGCCUCCAGCUGAUAAGAAAGGUGAAACAGCAUCCAAUGCUCAGAAGGGUCCUCUGCUGCCAAAUUAUCCACCUCGCAUGGGAUAUGGUGUAAUGGGGCCUUAUGGUGCUUUAGCACCAGGGUUUGCACAGCCGAUGAUCUAUGGAAGGGGGCAGACCCCUGGUGGCAUGGCAAUGGUGCCAAUGAUAUUACCUGAUGGGCGCCUUGGAUAUGUAUUGCAACAAUCUGGAGUACCUGUAAUCGCACCUCAGCAAGGUGGUAAUCGGGGUGCCAGCUCUACUGGGGGUCGGAAGAGCAAUGAUAGUAACCGUGGGCACAGGUUCCACCCUUAUUGAUGUACCUUUGCCAAUUGUUUGCAGGUGCAGCAGGAAUCAGCGUGUAAUACUUCUGGUUUGGUUUAUAUGCAUGGUUCCUUUAUGCAGAACACGAGUCUCUCGGAAUGACAAUCAGCUUAGCAGUUUUUAUAUAAGCUUAAGAUGUGUGCUCUAGUUUUGGAUUGUGUAUUUUUGUAAGGUAUUUGCUGUUGACCUCAAAAAGUAUCAUUUCAACUUCUAGCCACUCAUUGUCAUAUGGAUAACCUUUCCA